AUGUCGGAGUUGCUCGAAUUAAAUUUUCGCACAAUAGACGGAAGGAAUUUUUCUUUACAUCUACCUGAGGACUUGGAGGUGUCUGCAUUGUUAGAGUUGGUUGCUGAGUCACUGCAGCAGCAGGCUCCUGCUGCUGAUGCUGCUGCUGCUCCUGCUGCUGCUGCUCCUGCUGCUGCAGAUGCUGCACCUCCCCCUGCAGCAGCAGCAGCAGCAACAACAACAAACCUAAGACUCAUAUUCAGAGGACAGGCGCUGCAGCCGCAGCAGCAGCUGCAGCACUACCGCAUUCGUUCAGGACAGACUAUUCAUGUAGUGCAGCGGCCUGCUGCUCCACAGCAGCAGGAGCAGCAGCAGUCGCAGCAGCAGCAGCAGACGCAGCAGCAGCAAGAUGAACAAAGACAAUGGACACAAUUCCCCCUUCAUGGAGGAGCCUUCGUAGUCGCCCCAGGAAACUUUGGCUCUGAAGGAGCAGAUACGCAAAAUGCCUUACCUCAAGAUCUUGUUGGGGCAAAUACAGAUCCUAACCUUGUAGCAGCACUUACUGCUGCUGGCGAGUCGCUUCUUGCUGCUGCUGCUGCUCUUAAUGAACGCGGUGGCCCUGCAGCAGCAGCAGCAGCAACAGCAGCAACAGCAGCAGCAGCAGCAGGAACAACAGCAACAGCAGACUCGCUUCCAUGGCAAUCAUUGGACAGGCUGCAGGAGGCUCUGGCGGAGGAGACAGGCUGGGUUCCUCAGCAGCGCAAUGAAGUAGCAUCACCAGCAGCAGCAGCAACUGGUGCUGCUGGUGCUGCUGGUGCUGCUGCUGCUGCACCACAGGAGCAGCAGCAGCAGCAGCUGCUGACGUUCUUAUCCGAGUUUUCUGCUGCAGCAAAUGUGCUGCUGGCUUUGCUGCAGCAGACACAAAGAUGGCAAGCAGGAGCCAGCGUGAUUACAACUGGAGCCCUAGGACGCACCGCUGCUGCAGCAGGUUGGCUUGCUGCAGCAGCAGCAGGCCUAUCCAGGCAUCUUGCCAUGCUGCCGCAGCAAACCCAGCAGCAGCAGCAGCAGCAACAGCAGCAACAACAACAACUGCAGCAGCAGCAGCAGCCCGAUCAGCAAGCCGCUCAACAGCAGCAGGCGCCCCAGGAGGAGCAGCAGCAGCAGCAAACACCGGCUUUGCGACGCGACCACCAGCAGCAGCAGGAGGAGGAUCGAUCCAGCAGCAGCAGCAGCAGCAGCAGCACCGGAGAGUCUCGUGCUUACAAGCGGCGGCAGACAAAUGAGAGUGCAGCAGAAGCAGCAGCAGCAGCAGCAGCAGAAUCUGACUCCUCAAUGCAGCAGCAGCAGCAGCAACGGUUGUCUGAGGAUCAGUAUGAAGAUUGCAAGGAGACAGGAAGCGUAGAGGGAGACGAGGAGCCACAAGAAAUGCAGCAGGAACAGCAGCAGCAGCAGCAGAGACAGCAGCAGCAACAACAACAACAGAGGCAGCAGCAGCUCCAGCAGCAGCAGCAGCAGCAGCAGCAGCUCCAGCAGCAGCGGCAGCAGCAAGCGCAGCAGCAGCGGCCAAAUCCUCAGGCUGGUCUUGCAAAUAUGAUGCAGAGUAUCCUUGCUGCUGCUGCUGCACCUCAGCAGCAAUCGCAGCAGUCGCAGCAGCAGCAGCAGCAGCAGCAACAACAGCAGGAUGCAGAGGCACUGGCGGAGCUGCCUAAGGAAGCGCAGCAACUAUUCACCUAUUGGACACAAGACCUCAGGGAAUUCUCAAGAAAUAUUCUAUCUAUAUCAAGAAGAAGGCCAUUUAGCUGCGCAUACACCGGGCAAACCCUCGGACAUAAUACAGAGGCAGCAAGAGCUUCUUUCUCCCUUAGAUGGCAUGCUGCUCUUAACAGCGUAGGUGCAACAGAUGAGCAGCGCCCUGCUCCUCCUGAAUUAGAGGAGGAAUAUUUGCUGCUGCUGCUGCGUGAUGCAGCAGCAGCAGCAGCAGCAAACCCUGAUUUCCAUGAGCAGCAGGAAAGAUAUCCUUUCCUUGCUGCUGCUGUGAGGUGUCUAGGCAGCUCUGCUACUUCCUCUCAACGAUCUUAA
Eimeria maxima is the source of this 2058-nucleotide messenger RNA. Its product is annotated as ubiquitin family domain-containing protein, putative. Gene Ontology annotation, cellular component: nucleus. Gene Ontology annotation, biological process: intracellular signal transduction; positive regulation of apoptotic process. The record is from RefSeq and is a predicted model, not a curated record. Lineage: Eukaryota; Apicomplexa; Conoidasida; Eucoccidiorida; Eimeriidae. The transcript has 8 exons. Gene Ontology annotation, molecular function: protein serine/threonine kinase activity; protein binding. The coding region runs from base 1 to 2058 and encodes 685 amino acids.